This is a messenger RNA of Cokeromyces recurvatus, 1542 nucleotides long. RefSeq lists its product as uncharacterized. Gene Ontology annotation, biological process: regulation of DNA-templated transcription; phosphorelay signal transduction system. The record is from RefSeq and is a predicted model, not a curated record. The transcript is spliced from 4 exons. The coding region runs from base 1 to 1542 and encodes 513 amino acids. NCBI's taxonomy places the organism in Eukaryota, Fungi, Mucoromycota, Mucoromycetes, Mucorales, Mucoraceae. Gene Ontology annotation, molecular function: phosphorelay response regulator activity; sequence-specific DNA binding; DNA-binding transcription factor activity.
AUGAUCGGUUCUUCUACAAUAGGGAAUAAUAAUCAUACCAUUACCAACAAUAUACCUGAAUUUGUUAAAAAGCUAUUUAGCAUGUUGGAAGAAAACACAUACCCACACAUAUUCUCUUGGGGAAUAGAAGGGAAUACAUUUGUAGUAAAAGAUCCCAGUGAAUUUGCUCGCCACAUAUUACCCAAACAUUUUAAACAUUCGAACUUUCAAAGCUUUGUACGCCAAUUAAACAAGUAUGACUUUCAUAAAUUGAAAAUACCGGAGGAGAGUCAACGAAUAUAUGGUAAUCAGGCAUGGGAGUUUCAACAUCCUAAUUUUAAAUACAAUAGAAAGGAACUCUUGGAAGAAGUCAAGAGAAAACCUACAGGAAAAGUAACACGUCCAACUACAGCAAAAGUAACACAUAGUUCUUGUAUUGAAGAAGAAAUAAAAAUGUUAACAUCGACUCUUCAAAAAGAAAUCAACGAAUUAAAACAAACACAAAAACAAAUGGUAGAAAAAUUGAAAGGAUAUGAUAAAAAAUAUGAUAUUGUAUUAGACAAUAUUCAGGCAUUUAAAAAGACAUUAACAGAACAAGAUACACUUAUGCAAGAAAUAAUGAGUUUUGUAUCAAAAGAAAAUAUGAUAGCAGCUUAUCAAAAUGUUUCUAAUGCAGCUGAAUCUCAAUUGGAAAAGAUAGCGACAGUUGUAGAAGGUACAGCUAAUAUAUUAUCAACUGAACAAUCACAACCUUUACAAAUGCAACAGCAGCAGCCAUCUUUAAUUACUGAUAACACAACAACAGCAGCAGCAACAGCAGCAGCAACAGCAGUGACCUCUACUGUUAGCACAUCAGUCAUACCCAUCACUGCUGCACCUAUUGUUAAAAAGAGAAAACGAAUGCAAUUAGGAUGGUCAGUACCUCCACGUGUAUUAUUAGUGGACGAUGAUUCUAUAUUUCGUCGUUUAUCUACUCGAUUACUUCAAAUAGCAGGCUGUACAAUUGAUGUUGCUGUAGAUGGUAUGGAAGCCGUUCGUAAAUUAGGUACAACUAAAUAUGAUUUAGUGCUUAUGGACAUUAUAAUGCCCAAGUUAGACGGUAUGUCAGCUACAAGAAAUAUAAGACAAUAUGAUACAUGGACACCUAUUAUCUCCAUGACUUCUAAUACAACAGCACAAGAUAUUCAACAAUACUUUUUAAGCGGCAUGACAGAUGUUUUACCAAAACCAUUUAAUCAGGGCUCUUUAGGCAAUUUAUUAGAAAAAUAUUGUGCACAUUUAGUUGUACAAAGACAGCAUCAUUUAUUACAACAAAACUAUUCUUUAAACAACAGCACGAUGACACCACAAUUAACAUUAAUUGAAGAAGGAGAAGAAGAGGGCAAAGGAAAAGAAAAGGCAGUAACAACGACAGACUAUUUACAACAGCAAUUAACUUAUCCUUCUUCUUCUUCUUCUUCAACACUGCUUCAGUCAACGCUUCAACUUUUAAAUAAUGAUAAUGAUUCACAACAAUGGUGUUUGUAUGUAAAUCAAAAGCGACCUAGACUUGAAAAUAAAUAA